This is a messenger RNA of Papilio machaon (common yellow swallowtail), 1728 nucleotides long. Its product is annotated as serine protease Hayan-like. Lineage: Eukaryota; Metazoa; Arthropoda; Insecta; Lepidoptera; Papilionidae. Gene Ontology annotation, molecular function: serine-type endopeptidase activity. The record is from RefSeq and is a predicted model, not a curated record. Gene Ontology annotation, biological process: proteolysis. The transcript is spliced from 9 exons. The coding region runs from base 114 to 1253 and encodes 379 amino acids.
ACCGGCUCUUUCGAUAAGUAUCCAUACCGUGGGAUACAUCUUGACAAGUUUGUAGCAUUCAGUGCAUAACUUUGAAUAAAUGUGUUAUAGAAUUUAGUGUAUUUUAAAACAAAAUGAAGUGUGACAAGGAAUUGUUAACAUUUUUGUUAAUCUCACCUAUAGUUAUAAUAGUAGGAGGGAUUCGGCCUCAAGAUGAUUUUAAUGUAUCGAAACCUAUGUCAAGGUCAAAACGGAAUGGAGCAUCAGCAACAAAAAAAAAUACUACCAAUGAUAAGAAUAAUCCUUGCAUGUACGAAGAACUUGAAAAACCUGUUUUUGAAAUACCCGGCCGGAGAAUUAGCGAUGCGAAAUGCUAUGAAUAUCUUUGGGAAAUAGAAAAGAGGCGAUAUGACAACAAGCAUUUGCGCGAAUGUUCAUUAUACCAAUACGAACAUAGUCCAGUCAAGCCACAUUUUGCGAUAGGUGGUAGAAUAACGAAGCCAGGUGAAUUCCCCCACAUGGGUGCCGUGGGGUGGAGAUCAUCAACUGGUACAUGGAUAUUCAAAUGCGGCAGCUCCUUGAUAAGUUCUAAGUUUAUGCUCACAGCGGCACAUUGUUCUAAAAUAUCACCGAGAGAUACUUCCGUAGCAAGGCAAGUACCGGAAAUCGUGAGAUUGGGUGAUAAGAAUAUUAUUGAUAAGUUUUCUAAUGGAUUGAAUCCAGUUAAUGCGAUAAUUAAAAAAAUCAUAAAUCAUCCGCUGUAUAACCCACCGAAAAAAUAUAACGACAUCGCAAUUAUAGAAUUGCAAACAGAUGUGCGUUUUAGUAAAUACGUUCAGCCGGCGUGUCUAUGGCCAAGGUACGACACCAGUCCGCUGGGAACGAAGGCGACCUUGACUGGAUGGGGUGUCAUUGAAACAGCAAGACUUCUAACAUCUCCUGAACUGCAGGCUGCAGAAGUAGACAUAUUAAGUUCGGAGGUCUGUGACAGUUUAUUGAAGCCAUCUUGUACCCGACUUUGGUGCGGUAUGAAUGAAACUCAACUUUGCGCCGGAAAAUUAGCAGGUGGCGUUGAUGCUUGUCAGGGAGAUUCAGGAGGUCCGUUGCAAGUGAAAAUAGACUUGCCAUCGAACAGUGAAGGAGCCAUGCACUACGUUAUCGGUGUGACGUCAUUUGGUAUCGGCUGCGCGCGCGCAAAUAAGCCCGGCGUCUACACCAGAGUUAGUAGUUUUAUAGACUGGAUCGAAGACGUCGUGUGGCGAGGAAAGAACUAAUUCUGAUAUAAAAAUCUCUACUACUAACUAAAGGAAAUUGAUGUAUUUAUUUUGUAAAUAAAAUAAAAAUUUUCUUUGUUGCAAAUAGUUUAUUUUAAGUAACUAACCAAAUUCCAUAAUUAGCAUACAGUAAAAUCGUGUUCUAAUUAUCGUGUCCUUGUUAGUUUAAAAAAAAUUGUUACCAUGCUGUGGACGCAUAAGGAAAAUCAAAAAUACCACCGCAGCGUGACGUAAAAGCUGGUAUUUAUCAAUAAAAUAUACGCUAUAUUUUCCUCAAGCAUACGUUGUAAUUCCGCCUGUUGUAAAAUUGUGUUGUUUUGUUGUGUUAUUAAGAAAAUUCCAUGUAGCCAUAUUAUUUUAUGGACAAAAUUAUUCUUGUUCAUUUUUUUCCUUACAAUGUCACAAGUUCUUAUAAUUACAUACAAUGCGUAACUAAUAAAAAGUCUGAAAUUCUUUAAACACCUCAAAUAUAUAA